GUAAAGUAAAUAGAUGGAUACAUACAUGAAAAUGACCACUAACCGCAUCAAAUUUCCAAUCUUCCGUAAAAAUUGUGGUCUAUAAAUAGAGUUUGAGGAAUCCUAUAUUUGUACACAAAUUAGGAAUAGGAAGAGAAACCGCAAAAAAUGGGUAAACAACUCCAUAUUGUUAUGUUUCCAUGGAUUGCUAUGGGACAUAUGACACCAUUUCUUCAUCUCUCAAACAAACUUGCUGAAAGAGGUCAUAAGAUCACCUUCUUCCUUCCUAACAAAGCCAAACAACAAUUACAACAUUCUGUUCUUUACCCUUCCCUCAUUACCCUCCAUCCUAUUACUAUCCCCCAUGUCCACCCUCUUCCUCUCGGUACCGAAACCGCCUCCGAUAUCCAUCUCCACCUUACAGGCCACCUUGCCACCGCCCUCGAUCUCACCCGUCCUGAGGUUGAGUCUCUUAUCAAAGGCCUUACUCCAAAACCUCACUUCAUCUUUUAUGACUUCGCUUAUUGGGUAACCGAGAUCGCCACCGAGCUCGGGAUCAAAUCCGUUCACUACAAUGUGGUUUGCGCCGCUUCGUUAGCCAUCGCCUUGGUCCCGGACCGUAAUGUGCCCCGUGAUCGACCCCUUACCAUGGAGGACAAUGCCCAACCCCCACCGGGCUACCCCUCUUCGAACGUCGUCUUUCGCGGGUCGGAAGCCCGGCAUAUGCUCCUCUUAGGGAUGGAAUUUGGUAGUGGGCUCACGUUCUACGAACGUAUAACUACAGCCAUGAAGUUAAGUGACGCCAUUGCUAUUAGAACUUGCCGUGAGGUUGAAGGAAACUUCUGUGAUUACAUGUCAGCCCAAUACAACAAGCCCGUUUUCCUUACAGGCCCGGUACUUCCAGACAUCGACGACAACAUCCCACUUGAAGCCCAAUGGGCUGAGUGGUUGGGCCGGUUCGAGCCAGGUACGGUUCUCUUUUGUGCAUUUGGGAGCCAGUUUAUCCUUGAGAAAGAUCAAUUCCAAGAGCUAGUCCUCGGAUUUGAAAUGACAAAAUUACCCUUCUUACUGGCAUUAAAGCCACCCAGUGGGUGCGCCUCCAUCGAGGAGGCGCUACCAGAAGGGUUCAAGGAGAGAGUAGGGGAGAGGGGUGUGGUGCAUAGUGGUUGGGUGCAACAACCACUAAUACUCGCGCACCCCUCGGUAGGUUGCUUUGUGAACCAUUGUGGUUUUGGUUCGAUGUGGGAGAGUCUAAUGGCGGCGAGCCAAAUAGUAAUGGUGCCUCAGUUGGGCGAUCAAAUAUUAAACACUAGGUUGAUGGCGGAGGAGCUCAAGGUGGGUGUGGAGGUGGAGAAGGCGGAGAAUGGGUGGGUGUCUAAGGAAAGUUUGUGUAACACUAUCAACUUAGUGAUGGAUCAAGGAAGUGAAGUGGGGUGUUUGGUUAGAAAAAAUCAUGCUAAGUGGAGACAAAUUAUGGUUAACCAAGGAUUUAUGAGUGGUUACUUUGAUACUUUUGUCAAGGAUUUGGAGAUGAUCAUGGGUACGUAAACAACCUAAUACAAUAUAAUGGUUAAUCAAGGAUUUAUGGAUUCGAUCCAUUUAUAAAGAGUUAUAUUGAUGCGAUACUUUUGUUAAGGAUUUGGAGAUGAUCAUGGCUAAAUAACUUAAUUGUGGUAUAAUUUCUUUACAUUAAGUUGAUUAAUAAUUGUGACACCGUAAAGUUGAUCGAGAUCAGGUAAGUACGGCCCAUACGUUGGCACAUAUGGUAAUCAAUGGAGGCACUAUAUUCACUAUCUUUGCUCUAGAACCCGACUAGGUUUUAUCUGUUGGUUUUAUUUUUAGCACUAUUACUGUAUGUCAAAAAAAAAAUUGUUAAAAAUAGAAACUUCAUUUUUUUUUUUUUAUUGUUUUAAGUUAGCAUCAAACUAUCCCAAAUAAGUAGUGAUUCAAGGACAAGAAAUGGCCAGGAAGAGGCUUCUAUAAUUAUGUAAUGUAAGUGGUUAAGAUUUUAUCUUUGUUUUAGUUGGUUA
Messenger RNA from Spinacia oleracea (spinach), 2009 nucleotides. Its product is annotated as UDP-glycosyltransferase 79B6-like. The coding region runs from base 148 to 1527 and encodes 459 amino acids. The transcript has a single exon. The record is from RefSeq and is a predicted model, not a curated record. Lineage: Eukaryota; Viridiplantae; Streptophyta; Magnoliopsida; Caryophyllales; Amaranthaceae. Gene Ontology annotation, molecular function: UDP-glucosyltransferase activity.